CGGUUACUACUUGUCUGAAAAUAUUCUCAUUAAAAACGAAUAAAGUGCUCGGUCUACGACCGUAUAAAGAGUGACUUGGUUUCCUCCAAAUGAAGCACUUGUGUCGUGUAACAAACUACAGUCAUCGCCUGAAGACGUGACGAAAUCCAGUACAAUGGCGGAUGCCAGUGGAAAAAAGCCUUCUUUUCGUAUAGAUGCCCUGCUAAACAAUCCACCUGUUUUUAAGGAUGAUCUUUUUGUUAAACCGCUUUCCAUGGAGCAUAAACCCGAAAAGCGACCUUUCUCCCGCCAGUCGAGCCCAUCGCUUUCUCCCAAACCCGAACCGGGGCCAAACAAUUCCGUGCACGCUUUCACAGCGCGGUUUCCCGGCAGUCUGGCAUCCGGGGCGGUCAGCAUUUCCACUGGUCCCACUGGAUCCUUCUAUGGACCGGCUAGUCCUGGUGCACAUCCUUCACGGCUCCUGUCGCCCUAUGUGUGCCAUCCCUCUUCGGCAGCGGCCCUGCAGAUGCUGGCGGGAAGUGCGUUCUACACACCGAGUAUGCCCGGCAAUCCUAAUCAACUGGAGUGGCUAGCCAGAGCCCAACAGGCGGCCGCCGGCAUGUAUUAUCCGCGCUUAGCGGACUGUUGGCCAGGUCAUCCGGUGAACCACGCUCUAUUAGGGAAAACAAGGCGGCCUCGGACAGCUUUUACAAGUCAGCAGCUUUUGGAACUGGAGAAGCAGUUUAAAGCCAGCAAGUAUUUAUCUCGACCGAAAAGAUAUGAAGUUGCCAGUUCCUUAAUGCUAACGGAAACUCAGGUAAAAAUCUGGUUCCAAAAUCGCCGCAUGAAGUGGAAGCGCUCUAAAAAAGCUCACCAGGAAGCAGCAAAGGCAAAAGCAUCAGGCGGAAGUACCGAUCGCGACGCUCGCGCAUUAUCCUGUGACACCAAGGAGACACCGGUGGAUUCGAUCUCAGAGCCCGCUACUCCCGAGUCGGAUGAUUCCGAGAUGAUGAACUGAUUUCUAUAUAUCCGAUUGUUAACAAAUUAUUUUUGCGUUGCCAUUUGUGGUUUACUUAAAUAAUGCCGACGGAAAUGACAAUGCCAGUUAAAGCACGCGUGCUGUCGAAUAAUGUCUAUCAAGUAGAAGCAGCGUCGCGGCACACGAUUUGCGACAACAUCCGUAAA
Messenger RNA from Paramacrobiotus metropolitanus, 1164 nucleotides. RefSeq names its product motor neuron and pancreas homeobox protein 1-like. Gene Ontology annotation, biological process: regulation of DNA-templated transcription; spinal cord motor neuron cell fate specification; neuron projection morphogenesis. The transcript has 3 exons. NCBI's taxonomy places the organism in Eukaryota, Metazoa, Tardigrada, Eutardigrada, Parachela, Macrobiotidae. The record is from RefSeq and is a predicted model, not a curated record. Gene Ontology annotation, molecular function: sequence-specific double-stranded DNA binding; DNA-binding transcription factor activity, RNA polymerase II-specific. The coding region runs from base 155 to 997 and encodes 280 amino acids. Gene Ontology annotation, cellular component: nucleus.